AUAUCAUUACCAUAUGAUCUACUGUGGGUGUCAGCCUGGAUUCUGUUCAUUGAGAGAAACCUUUCUUUUUUAACUGAGCUGUGGAAUAGCAGAAGCAGGAGGGUUUUCUACCAAGUGACAGUCACUGAGCAGUAAGCUACCCCCUCCUCCUUUCCACACCUGCACAGUCCUCUGCCUGGGUCGAAUAUUUUAGUUUUAUUGCAUCUCAGCUCUGAGGGCGCCUGCUGCAAAUCCCUGGAUUAAAAGAUUCUUUGCUGCUUCCCUGGAUACAUGAACUAAACCAUGAAGGUGGCUGUUUUCUUCCUUCUACUCCUGCCACACUGCUUGGCCAAACCAUUCCAUCAAAAAGGCCUGUUUGACUUUAUGCUUGAAGAUGAACCAGGUUCUGGUGUUGAGGAUAAGCCAAGCUUUAGCCCAGGACCAGUAUGUCCAUUCCGCUGUCAGUGUCAUCUUCGGGUUGUUCAAUGUUCUGAUUUAGGUCUGGAACAAGUUCCUAAGGAUCUUCCCUCCGAUACUACACUUCUUGACUUGCAGAAUAAUAAAAUCACUGAAAUAAAGGAUGGGGAUUUCAAGAACCUGAGGGAUCUUCAUGCAUUGAUUCUCGUUAACAACAAAAUCAAAAAGAUCAGCCCUGGAGCCUUUGCUCCACUGACGAAGCUGGAGAGACUUUAUCUUUCCAAGAACAACCUGAAGGAACUUCCAGAUAACAUGCCCAAAACAUUGCAAGAACUACGGGCACAUGAGAAUGAGAUAAACAAAUUAAGGAAAUCUGUCUUCAAUGGACUGAAUAAUGUGAUUGUUGUAGAAUUGGGCACCAACCCUCUAAAAAGCUCAGGUAUAGAAAAUGGAGCAUUUCAAGGGAUGAAGAAACUCUCCUACAUCCGUAUUUCAGAUACUAAUAUAACUAGCAUUCCUAAAGGUCUUCCCACAUCUCUGACCGAACUUCACCUUGACGGCAACAAAAUUAACAAAGUCGAUGCGGACAGCCUACAUGGACUUGCCAAUUUGGCUAAACUUGGCCUCAGUUUCAAUAACAUUGCUAGUAUGGAUAAUGGCACUUUGAACCAUGUGCCUCAUUUGAGAGAGCUCCAUCUAAACAACAAUGACCUUUCCAAAGUACCUGGUGGCCUGGGGGAGCACAAAUACAUACAGGUGGUCUACCUUCAUAACAACAACAUUGCUGCUGUCGGCCCCAACGAUUUUUGCCCUCCUGGAUACAACACCAAGAAGGCCUCUUAUUCAGGAGUGAGUCUGUUUAGUAACCCUGUGCAGUACUGGGAAAUCCAGCCAUCCACAUUCCGAUGUAUCUAUGAACGAUCUGCUAUACAACUUGGAAAUUACAAAUAGAUGCACAGUUGCAUUUCAGCUAUAAAUACCCAAUGCCUGUUAAAAUUGUUCAAAACUAUUAAAGCAAAAUACUGGAAACUUAACUGCAGAGUGGAUAUUAUUAAAUAUGUAAAAGACCUAACAGUUCAUUCCAAGAAAAAAUUGCUAAAUUCACUUUUGCUUUCACUUCAUUGCCAGCAUGUAGUAUACAGUAUUUCUGUGGUAUCUCUCAAUUAGCCAAAGUGUGAUAAUGUCAAUAUUCCACUGUGCAUGAGAUUUGGGGUAAAUAUUUUUCAAGCUUUUCAUAAUUAAAAAUUAUAUAUGAUGUUCUUUACAGCAACACAAAGAAAUUACUUGGAGGGAAAGGAACUUUUCAAUUUAUAUAUAUAUAUUUUUAUUCUUGGGCAAAAAUAAUCAACCCCAUAGGUUUAAUAUUACCUGCUACAUGUGUAAAGCCUGAGUGUAGGUUCUGAUGCACCUAUAUGGCAUAAGCAAUAUUAAAACAUUGCUUUUGUCAGUAUUUUUGGUUAAAAAUACCCUUUUAAUAUAUAUGCAUUUUCUUUUCUAAAUAUGUUUCAAGUCUUCCCAGAUAAUUCUAUGCAAGAUUAGGAAAACAUUGUACUGAACAAAAUAAAAAACUGAGAUAUCAGAUAUAAUUAUUGUAUCCCCAGAUGCUACUAUUUCUGGCUUACAACAGCUAAUUUUGAAAAGAGCAAAUCAUCUCUCCAUGGUCACAGCAGAUGACCAUUUCUGUUAGUCAUAAUCCACUGAGCAAUAUUCCCAUAUAACUUCCAUGAAUUACAAUAGAUAUGCACAGGAAAACCACUCAGUGGGUUGUGUCCAGUAAAACUGCAUACAUGUGUAAAUUAAACAGGAGUUAGCCUUCUAUGUUAAUUCAUGCCCUUGAAUGCAACAAUAUAAAUUCAUCGAUUUUUAAAAUGGCAUUUCAGUUUUAACAGUAUUUUCAAAUACAAUGUAGAGAGAGAUACAGGUUGCCUGUUGAGUAAUACCAACAGAUUUACAUCUGGGAACAAGGAAGUGUCAACAUGCCAGAACUAGGAAAGCAUAUUUUCUAGUUCUUUGUUAGAAGCCAUCUGAAAGCAAACCUUCUAGAUGCAACUCAUAACUGGCUUUAAUUAGUAGUGAGCAUAUCAAAAGAAGGCUGUACAUCUAGGAUCACUGUCUUCAAAGUUUAACUGUAUAUUUUUCCACUUCACAUUAAAGCAAAAUUUGGAUACCUCUUAAUUGUCCAAAAUACAAUCUUUUCAAUGUAUGUAUGUGUUUUUAUAUUAAACAGUACUGGCAAACUCCAGAA
This is a messenger RNA of Hemicordylus capensis (graceful crag lizard), 2641 nucleotides long. It is a transcript of the gene DCN, whose product is annotated as decorin. The coding region runs from base 283 to 1347 and encodes 354 amino acids. NCBI's taxonomy places the organism in Eukaryota, Metazoa, Chordata, Lepidosauria, Squamata, Cordylidae. Gene Ontology annotation, molecular function: protein binding. The transcript has 8 exons. The record is from RefSeq and is a predicted model, not a curated record.